CGGCUCUGGGGUAGCGGGUGCAGCCGAUGCCUCGCGGUGCCGAGCGCUGCUGCUCUCGGCUUCGUCUUCCCCGCCUGGCUGGGGAUGCUGAGUAAAGGGACGCUGCAGCGCGUGCUGUCUGCCAUCAAUAGGAGACGGAGGAUGAAGCUGCUGAUGGGGCUCGCUCUGGUCGCCUACGUCGUCUCUGUAUGGGGAAAUGUACUCAACAUGAGGUCUAUCCAGGAUAAUGGGGAUCAAAAAGUAGAAAAUAAAAUCGAAGAGGUUGUUGCACCUUUAAGGGAAAAGAUCCGAGAAUUAGAGAAAAGUUUUACUCAGAAGUACCCACCAGUGAAGUUCUUAUCUGAAAAGGACCGUAAAAGAAUUUUGAUAACUGGAGGAGCAGGGUUUGUGGGUUCUCAUCUUACUGACAAACUAAUGAUGGAUGGCCAUGAAGUUACAGUUGUGGACAACUUCUUUACGGGCAGGAAAAGAAACGUGGAACACUGGAUUGGCCAUGAGAACUUUGAACUGAUUAAUCAUGAUGUUGUAGAGCCCCUGUACAUUGAAGUGGACCAGAUUUAUCAUUUAGCCUCUCCAGCUUCUCCUCCAAAUUAUAUGUAUAAUCCCAUAAAGACAUUAAAGACAAACACAAUUGGGACAUUAAAUAUGUUAGGCUUAGCAAAACGUGUUGGAGCCCGUCUUCUCCUUGCAUCCACCUCUGAAGUGUAUGGAGAUCCUGAAGUUCACCCACAAAAUGAAGAUUACUGGGGUCAUGUGAAUCCUAUAGGACCAAGAGCAUGUUAUGAUGAAGGAAAGCGAGUUGCUGAAACUAUGUGCUAUGCCUAUAUGAAGCAGGAAGGUGUGGAAGUAAGAGUUGCCCGAAUCUUCAAUACGUUUGGCCCCCGGAUGCACAUGAACGACGGCAGAGUUGUUAGUAACUUUAUCUUGCAAGCUCUUCAAGGAGAACCCUUAACUGUAUGUAUUCACCUUCUUGUCCUUGCAGUUUAAUGACUAUUCAUUUUAUGUAGCAAAGACACAUCAGUCUCCAUUUUGUGA
This is a messenger RNA of Python bivittatus (Burmese python), 1035 nucleotides long. The record is from RefSeq and is a predicted model, not a curated record. NCBI's taxonomy places the organism in Eukaryota, Metazoa, Chordata, Lepidosauria, Squamata, Pythonidae.